AUGUUCUGCCAUGGCCGUCGACUCUCCACCUCCCUGAUCCGUCCGAGCUUCGCAGCCGUGCUGGGUCUGUCCUCCCACGUGCUGACCAGACGAAGCAAGCUUGCAACCUGCGACUCCAGUGUCCACCAGAAGAAAGAUGGGAGUGCCAGCGGUCCGGCUCGGCGCGUCAUCAUUGACACCGAUCCAGGUGUGGACGAUGCUCUGGCAAUUCUCUUGGCCUCGGGAUCUCCCCAGCUGAAGCUGGAAGGAUUGUCCAUCGCCUUCGGGAAUGGCAAGGACAUCGCAGCCCUGGGCUCGAACGCCAAGUUGAUUCUUCGCUUGGCUGGCUUGGCGACGACCCCUGUCUCUCUCGGAGCAGAGCCAACAACCUGCACCGACGAUGAAGUAGGCGCCGUGGUUCAACGCGAGGGCAUGGCGAAGACCCUGGUGCACGGGGAGGAUCACAUGGGCAACGUGAGUGCCCAGUAUGGCAAGGAUGCCUCAGACAGGACCGGAUUUCACGAGCUGGCCGCCCCGGAGUUCAUCUACCAGCUGUGCAAACGUCAUCCGCGUGAAAUCACGCUGGUCUGCAUUGGCCCACUCCACAACCUGGCCUCAGCCUUGCACGCGCACCCGGACCUUCCCGAGCUCCUCCGUGAGGUUGUGAUCAUGGGCGGGGCCUUCGGCGAGCGCCGUGGCAACCGGACGCCUUCUGCUGAAGCCAACUUCUUCGACGACCCGGAAGCUGCUCAGGCGGUGCUGACCGCCGGCUUCGAGCACCUUGUCUUAGCAGGCUUGGACAUCACGCACCAAACCGACAUGCUGGUCUUGCGGAAGGCGUGCGUGGAAUCGGGCUCCGCCUUGUCUCAGUUCGUUUGGGAUCUGUGCGAGAACUUCAUCAACGUCUAUCACGACUGGGGUGAGACGCUUGCACCGGCGCACGACACCAUUCCCAUCAUGUACCUGCUGCGGCCGGACCUCUUCGAGGGUCAGCGGGUGAGGGUCGAAGUGGAAACAAAGGGCGACAUCACGCGCGGGAUGUCGAUUGCGGACUGGAAAGGCCAGUGGCAGAAGCCCAAGAACUGCACCGUGCUGCGUCGGAUCACCGACGGCGACGAGUUCUGCAGAGAGUUCGUUCGGGCGAUCUCUCGUUUACCGGACUUUGCGGUGCGGCUGUCGGCCGCGCUUCGGCAGCUCGCCGAGGCCCCUGCGGCCGCCAAGGAGGGCGAGCCCACCGUGCGGAAGCACGCGCAAGGCCUGCACGAAUCUUGCCGCCGCUUUCAGCUGCUGGCCCGGAGUGUGCCAGACGAGGUCGGCAGGUGGAAGGACGAGGACUUGAUUUCGGCCGUCCAGGAUCUGCAGAAGCAGGAUUCGCAGCUGACGGAAGAGCUGCAGCGAGUUGCCAGCGAGGCGGAGCAGCUACGAAAGGAGUCAGAGCGGGCAGUCUGGAGCUUCUCCAGCAGGCUGAUCGGAGCGGAGGACGACCUCUCGGAGGAGGCGCAGGAGGACGCGAUCGAGACAAGGCCAAAGACGCCUUCCGCCAGUUCCUUGCGCCCGAAGCUCCAGGACCUUGCACAAGACAGGUCGCGCCGUUUCGCUGAAGAGCUGGAGUUUGUCCAGUGCCUGGCAAAUCCCAGCUAUGUGACGUGGCUUGCAGCACAGGGCUUUCUUGGAGACCCUGGCUUUGCGAACUUCCUCGACUACCUGUGCUACUGGAGACGGCCGCAGUAUGUGCGGUACAUCACCUACCCAGCAUGCCUUGCGAUGCUGGAUCUGCUGCGCGACCCGGCCGUGCGCGGCCGACUGCAGCGAACAGAUGCUGAGAGCUUCCUGAGCAGCAAUCUACUACACGCCUGGGGCAGAGUGAAGGAGGUGCGCGUGGGUCCGGAAGUUCUUCCGGAGCUUGCCGGUGCUGGCACUGAAGCCGACACGCCCGGGAUGGACGAGCCGGCGCCGAAAAGUCCCACGGCUGAUUCCUCCAUCACUGCCGGCAUCUUCUCAAACGUGGGUGGCACAGGACCUGACAAGGGCAACGCAAAGGCCUGGCUCAAGAAGACCUGGGACAGGCGCGCAGAUGCGCGGUCCGGAGCCAGGACGAUCAGCGAGGAAGCUGAAGCAGCUGCUCGCCCACUGCUGCUGCAGUUCUGCGGGUCCACCGAGAAGAUGGAGCAGACUGUGAAGAAGCGGAAGCAGACCUGGCAGGAUCCGUCAGACGGAGCCAAAGGUGAUCUCGCGGAGGUGAGUCGUGGAUCCGAGCUGGAUCCGGUACCAGCAGAGGUCCCGCUCCUGAGACGGACAAAGCCUCGGACUGCGUGA
Symbiodinium natans is the source of this 2295-nucleotide messenger RNA. Lineage: Eukaryota; Dinophyceae; Suessiales; Symbiodiniaceae. The record is from the annotation of a GenBank genome assembly.